GCUAAAGAUAUACUAGAAAUUCUCUUCUGUAUAGAAUAGUAAAGCUAUUUAGAUCCAGCAAUACCUUUCCUCUGAUCUCAGCCUCCCUCCUCCCAAGUCCCAACACCUCUCUCUCUCCUAUUCACUCCUUGUUCUAUUGUUUUAGGAAACACAUAGUACUCUUCUCUGUCUCUCUCUCUCUCUGUCUGCAAACGCAUGUAAAUACCGCUUAAAGCCCUAAAUAGUUCCCCUCUCUUUGUUCUAUUUGUUCCCACUCUACCUAAACCCGCCUCUCUCUCUCUCUCUCUCUCUAUAAAAGAGUUCAAAGGAGGAGCUAUAUCUUAUUCCUUGUAUGGGAGGAGACAGAUAGAUGCGAUGGGAAUCAAGUCCUUAAGCCUCCGGAUGGUCCCGUGGUGCUUCCACGUGGUGGGGGCCACCUGCCGGCCCAGCCCGGCGCCGAUCCGGCUGAUCGGCUCCGACGGCCGGGUACAGGUGUACCACCGGCCGGUGGCGGCGGCGGAGCUGAUGAAGGAAUACCCACUCCACCUCGUUUGCCGGUCUGACUCCUUCUUCAUCGGCCAGAAGGUCCCCGCCCUCGCCGCCGGAGACCACCUGAAGCCCGGCCACAGCUACUUUCUCCUCCCUUCCCACUUCUUCCGCUCCGUCCUCUCCUUCGUCACCCUCCUCUCCUCCAUUCCCAGCCUCAACGGAGUCGAGAAGGGAACCAUCGUCAGGCCGUUCGACGUCCAGAAGACGGCGGCGGGGACGCUCCAGAUAACGGUCUCCGACGAGUUCUUUCUUGCAGAUAAGAUGAAAGAAAAGGAGACAGAGGAGAAGGGGAAGAGGGUUUGUACGACGGAGGCGUUGGAGAAGGAGUACCGGCGGCUGGUAACGUACAAGACGGCCAGGUGGAGGCCGAAGCUGGAGACGAUAAGGGAGGCUGCGGCGGAUAGGAGGAGAGGGGGGAUGGUGGGCUUUGGAGGGUGGUGGAGGAGGAGAAGCAGGCAGAAGAGGGCCCACUGCUGCACGGAAGCCAGAGCUGGGGGUUUGUAAAGAGGACAAAAGGAAAAGGAAAAAGAGGUAGCCUGUAAGAAGGGGUCGAGGAGCUUCUGUUAAUUUUGUCUCUUUUUUUUUUCUCUGUGCGUGUGUGUAAUAGAUGCAGAUGCUUUAGGAUUUUAAAGUAUCUGCAAAGUGAUGUACAAAGUAGGGUUCUAAGAGGGAGUUUAAUGCGGGAAUUUCUAGACUUGGUUUGUGAAUUGUGAUAUUUGGAAAA
This is a messenger RNA of Phoenix dactylifera (date palm), 1252 nucleotides long. RefSeq lists its product as uncharacterized. The record is from RefSeq and is a predicted model, not a curated record. Lineage: Eukaryota; Viridiplantae; Streptophyta; Magnoliopsida; Arecales; Arecaceae.